Funneliformis caledonium is the source of this 201-nucleotide messenger RNA. The record is from the annotation of a GenBank genome assembly. NCBI's taxonomy places the organism in Eukaryota, Fungi, Glomeromycota, Glomeromycetes, Glomerales, Glomeraceae.
GAAUCAAGUGAAACCACUGAAUUACAUCAAAAGAGAUUAGCUAGAGAAAGGCAGGCCAGUUUGAGAAAAAGAAAAAAUAUCAAUGAUAAAAAUUGUCUACCUGAAACUCAAUUGCUAACUAGACAAGAAGAAAGUGAAUCACCUAAAAUAUGUCAAAAAAGGUUAGCUAAAGAAAGGCAGGCCAAUUUGAAAAAAAAAUGA